CGCUUACGACAUUCAAGGCACAGAUUUCUGAAACGUUGAACGUACUUAUCAGGGUGGGGGGCUACAACUUAUUAUUAAAACACUGAAAUAUCUCUACGAAUCUAUUUUAUUCUUAACUCGAAAAAAGAGAAAGGGCAUAACAUUUUUUCGGUCACACAAGGGACAGAUAAAAAACAAUGGCAGCAGCACAGCAGUUUUUAUCAACGCCUGCCAAACUCCCUAAGCAAUGGCAACCAAAGUUACAUGAAUGGUCAGUGUACCAUAGUAGUCAUCCAGAUUAUGCUCAGGCUGGUUGGAGGAAAUGGAGUGGAGAACAUCCAGACUGGUAUGCCAGACGAUCCACUUCACGACACCCUGAUUGGUACAACAGACAAACUAAUACCACCAGAAGAGUGGAUUACAAGAACAUAAACUGGCAUUACGAGAGACCAUCAAAACCAACUAGCCGAGUACAUGAUGACUUUAUCCCUAACAAUAAUGAAGUUAUGCACAAAGAUGUACAGAGACCAAUGCCACACAAUAAAGCCUAUAUGGGAACAUUCUCUUAUCCUCGACCAUUCCCAAUGGAAAUACCACCACCAAAAUGGGGCUUAUACAACCCACCUAACUACGAGGAGCCAGCAAGAUUUGACCAUUUUCCACCUCUAAGAUAUAAUGGCUAUUAGCAAUAAUAACUGCCUAUAGAAAUUAGAAACUAGCAAAUUUACUACAUGUAAUGCAAAGUAUAUUAUUCUGUUACUAUAGUUGAGAUAUUACCUUUUGAAAAUUGCUGUGCAAGUUUUAAGACAUUAUUAUCGUUAAGUGCUGUUUCAUUCUGCAACAUAGCUGCAGAACCAUAGCUCUUAUGAACCUUGUGAUUUUUUUGACAAUUUGCGGACCCUAGAUCCACAAAAUUGUCAAAAAACUGUUAAGAACCAUAAGUCUUAAGGUUCUGCAGCUUACUGCCACCAUACAUCUGUAUUAAAAUUUGCCAAGUUUUGAAACUAUGGAGGGUAAAUGCACUUAUAACAAAAAAAAACCUCAUAUACAAAAAAGUUCAAAUUUUUGUAAUUUUUUCUUCUUUUUAGAUUUUCUGCAUGUGAAAAAAAAUAAUUUGAGAACAGGAAUGAUGAAAUAUUUGACAAUGUUUUAUGUUAAAACAUGGUCAUGACCAGAGUUGUGAUCACACUCAUAUCUAAGAUUUUUUGUUCAUACAUUUAAGUAACUUAAACAACUUUAACAUUACAGAUACUUAGGUUUGACUUUAUAUAGAAAUAAGGAAAUAAAAUACAAGCAUAUAUUUUUAUAUACAACAGUUUUUGUUUUCUUCACAUACAUCUUUAUUUUAUAAUGAGUUCUACUUUGUACAACUUUUAACCAUGUAUCUAUUAACCCUGUAUGUGCAUUAUAUAUUGUGCAUGUAGCCUCAAUUUCUGUGAAGGCAUCCAGCUGGCUUGUAGAUUAUAUUUUUUAUUUAUUCUUAUGUAACCUUCGUUUGUUCAUGCAUAAUUUACUUGACAUUGAAGAGAAGUGUAAUGUCACAGUCUUUUCACAGUUUGGAAUCACUUAGUGAGUGUUAGAUCUUCACAGUUUAUAUUUAUAAUACACAAGAGAUAAAUUUUGAGAGUGUACACCCUCUCAGUGAACAGUUUCAUUGCUUUAUGAUAUUUAUUGUACAAAGGUAGAGAUAAAAUCUGGGGACAAACUCACCUGGAGUUUUUAUUGUUUGAUAAUUGUGAUUUUCGAUAUUAAGUAUAUCACAUAAUUACAUGGAACAAUGUCCUCAUUAUCUUUACAUUUUUCGAAACAUUUUAUUUUUCGUCUCAAAAAGCUUUAAAAAGUUUCAUAUUUUGUAGUGCCAUUUUUAUAAACAAAUAAAUAUUACUUUUUUUCACUCUUAAAUUCUCCUUUAUUUUUAAUGUUAAACAAGAUAUUUUAUCCAAACCUAUACAAAUUGAGUGAUGCAAGCUAUGCUAAAAAUUUGAUUGCUUAUAUCAAGGAAAACAAAGAAUAUGUAUUUUCUGGUAUUUUGCAACAAUAACACAAACCUCUUAAUAUUUUCUGUUUAUUUCUUUUAAAAAUCAAGUUAUUUUGGCAGAUGUUGGAAGAAUUUGUUGCAAAAUUCUUAAAUAUAACAGCCAGCAUGACUUGUAGCAAGUAUUGUACAUUAAAGAGAAGUUACUGUUAUAAAACCAUGGUGUAGAAUAUUAACAAAUUUCUUAAUUAUUAAAGGCCAAUUAAAAAAGUACUUGCAAAAUAUUUACAACAUGAAUACCCCCUGCAAGUGUCCUUGAAUAAUUGAAACAUGCUAUUUUGUAUACCUCUAUCUAUAUAAAACUUUGCUUUUUAUAUUAACUAUGUCUUUAUUUUUUAUGUCUUUCUUUUGUCUUUGUCCUGGUGAUAGGAGAAUGAAUGUGAUAAAACUUAUUUGGACCAAAUUAAAUUAAUUUUUGACUUUUUUGGGGGAAUCUAGAUAUCAAUGCCUUAGUUGUAUAAGGACGUACUAGCUAGUUAGUAAGAAAAGUCUGUAUACAUGUACUACUUAAAAGAUUUUAAAGAGAGGCAUACAUCUUGAAACAGAAAUUAGAACUAUUUUUAUGUUAAUUGAUUAUUAAUUGAUGGAUCAUAGAAUAUCAUGCCAGAAGUUUUAUUUUUCGAUAGCUCAACACUAUUGCAAGUGUCAAAACAUUCUAAGCUAUUGAAAUAAUUCCAAUUAAAACUUAAAAAAGGUUAAUUUAAUAUGGUCACAAUAGCAACCAUGAGUUUGAGGGGAUGGGGAAUAUAAGUUGAUUAGAUUUAACUUUAGAAGCUUUUGUUACAUAUUUAUAUUUAUUUGUUAAAUCAUUUUUGAUUCUUUGUACAAUUUUAAUCCUGAAAUAAACCAGUUUAGAAAA
Messenger RNA from Mytilus californianus (California mussel), 2873 nucleotides. RefSeq lists its product as uncharacterized. NCBI's taxonomy places the organism in Eukaryota, Metazoa, Mollusca, Bivalvia, Mytilida, Mytilidae. The transcript has 4 exons. The coding region runs from base 177 to 665 and encodes 162 amino acids. The record is from RefSeq and is a predicted model, not a curated record.